Molecule: messenger RNA, 579 nt
Organism: Aphanomyces invadans
Lineage: Eukaryota; Oomycota; Saprolegniomycetes; Saprolegniales; Verrucalvaceae
Exons: 1
Coding region: 1-579 (192 amino acids)
Biological process (GO): proteolysis
Molecular function (GO): serine-type carboxypeptidase activity
Source: RefSeq, a predicted model, not a curated record
AUGGACAUUGCGCAGAACUACCAUCGCACGACGUCGACGCUGGACAAGUACCCCGCCAUACUAAGCGCCGGCCUCAAAACGCUCAUUUACAGCGGCGAUGCCGAUGCCAGUGUCAACUUUAUCGGGACCCAACGGUGGAUUACAAAAGGCCUCCAGCUCGCCGUCCAGACUCCUUGGCACGCCUGGUUCGCCCCGGACAAGCAGUUGGCUGGGUUCACGGAGCGGUACACCAACUUGACGUUUACCACGGUCAAGGGCGCGGGGCACAUGGUCCCUGCAACUCGGCCCUUGCACGCCGUGUACAUGUUUGAAUGCUUCAUUUAUGGCGAUGCGGCCUGCGCUACGUUCGACUAUCCCAAGGACGAGCUCGAGUACUUGAGUGGCGCCGAUUUGACGGCCCCGAGCGACAUUUCCCAGCCAGCUACCGGGCGGCGCAACCUACUCUGGUGGGCGCUGGGUGUUGUGGUCGUGAUCGGAGCCGGCGUUGCUGGUACGGUGUUUUUCUUGAAGCGGUCGCACAAGACCAAGCAGUACGUUCAACUGUCCACGGGUGAAGCCAAGCCAGUGUACUCGCAGUAG